AUGAACUGUGUUGCAACGCAAUGCAACAAAUGGCGGAGAAUGCAGGCAACCAGUGAGAACAGCACAACUGGCACCCCGGGCAGAGGGGAUAGACGGACCUCCAAGGCGUGCCCCGAGAUUUUCCUGGAGGAGCUCCGCUCCUCUCAGCUUGCCCCCUGCGAGGACAGACAAGGACCUCCUGGCGUGUGGAAGAUACGAUAUAUGGCCAUUAUUGAUCCCUUGAAACCUAGGCUCUCUGCAACUGCUACCAAGGUGGUCAUUUGGAGCAUAUGGAUUUUUGCAUUCCUGUUGGCCUUUCCUCAAUGCCUAUAUUCCAUAACCAAGGUGAUGCCUGGGAGAACUCUUUGCUAUGUAGCAUGGCCAGGUGGUCCAAAACAGCAUUUUAAGUAUCAUGUUAUUGUGAUUGUGCUGGUCUACUGCUUCCCACUGCUUGUCAUGGGCAUCACUUAUUCCAUGGUGGGAAUUACCCUCUGGGGAGGAGAAAUACCAAGCAACACAUCCAACGAAUAUCAUGAGCAGCUCAAAGCUAAGAGAAAGGUGGUAAAAAUGAUGAUUGUGGUUGUGCUGAUUUGCUGGCUGCCCUACCACAUUUACUUCAUAGUCACUGGGAUCUAUCAACAAUUAAACCGGUGGAAAUACAUUCAGCAAACCUAUUUAGCCAGCUUUUGGCUUACCAUGAGCUCUACAAUGUACAGUCCCAUUAUCUACUGCUGUCUUAAUAAGAGGUUCCGAGCUGGCUUCAAGGGAGCUCUGAGCUGGUGCCCCUUCAUUGAGGUGUCCAACUAUGAGGAGCUGGAGCUGAAGGCAGCCAGGUUCCACCCCACGUGGCAGAGCAGCCUCUACGCUGCGUCCAGGAUGGACUCCAGCAUGACGGUGGUGUUGGACACUAACGAUGGAGACAGCGUGCACGCCAGCCAUAAGAAAAGAGCAGCUCCAAGGGACCUGAACUUCAGUGGUUGUCACAGGAAUUCCAAGACUGUCUCCAUGGCCUCAAGCCUCAUCAGUUCACUGCACACAUCAGCAGAUGUUUAUUCCUAA
Molecule: messenger RNA, 1038 nt
Organism: Agelaius phoeniceus (red-winged blackbird)
Lineage: Eukaryota; Metazoa; Chordata; Aves; Passeriformes; Icteridae
Source: RefSeq, a predicted model, not a curated record